Schistocerca cancellata (South American locust) is the source of this 3759-nucleotide messenger RNA. RefSeq names its product tetratricopeptide repeat protein 39C-like. Gene Ontology annotation, biological process: cilium assembly. NCBI's taxonomy places the organism in Eukaryota, Metazoa, Arthropoda, Insecta, Orthoptera, Acrididae. Bases 367 to 2211 code for a protein of 614 amino acids. Gene Ontology annotation, molecular function: protein binding. The transcript has 10 exons. The record is from RefSeq and is a predicted model, not a curated record.
UUCGGCUUGUUUGACAGAAGAGUAUGUCAGGCCAAGUAAACAAACGUCGUUGGAAUAUGUCACCGUAGUUUGAUACAUGGAUAUGUUAAGAAGUUUGAGGUCAUACAUCACACAGUACGACAUAAAUUCUAUGUUUGUUGACCAGCAGAAAUUAAAUGCUAUUAUGAUUUGAAGACCACUUGCCGAAAUGAUCAACGUCUACGUAGAUUUUGUUGGUGAACCUCAUGCCGUAUAGUAAUAUUGUAUUCACACUAUUAAGAGUACCAUUCAACACAGAAAACAGUUAACGCUACCAAUGUCUUAAUCAAAUCUAUAUAGUUUGACAAUAAUUCGAUCCCCGUAGCUGGUAAAAUACAACGGUGCAGAAUGCAAGUGAAUGGUAGGAGUGAUUACAACUGGAAUUUGGCGAGGGAAGGAAUUCAGUUGCUUCUAAAUAAUCGAAUUACAGAAGCUGAACAGUUGUUUGGUGAAAGGAAAGACAAUGUGCAGAUGGCAGCGGGCUAUUGUUUCGUUACUUUCAUGAAUGCACUGAUGACAUUUGAAGAGGAAAAACUGCAAGAGUCCUUACAAACUUUGCGUGAUAUGGAGAAACGCUGUGCUCAGGACAUUGGGUGGCUGAAGACUGUAAAGAAUAAAGUUUUUGGCAGUGAUACAGGAAUGGAAAAUACAGCUGACAAGCUGGAAGAACAAAUUAUUCUCGCAGACUCUCAAGUGUGUGUGGCUUUACUGACAUUCUUACAGCAAGAUAUUACAGGUUAUGUGAAAGGAGGCUGGGUAUUGCGCAAAGCCUGGAAGGUAUAUCAGCAUACAUACAGUCAAAUUUUGCAACUGUAUCGAAGAACAUUUGGUAAUGAUGAUGUACCAGGUUCGCAGUUUCCUUCGUGGAAAGUUAUUACACGUGGAUGCAGCAAUCCAAACUUGCAAAGUCCCGGGUCAGAAUGGUCCGUGCCAUCAUACAGCAGCUCCUCCUGUUCACCAAAUGGUCGCAAUGGCUUUAGAAAUUCAUUUCUUGCUCUUUCUUCAGUUGCAUCACAUGCUAAUUGUAAACCUACAAAUAUUGUUCCUCCAGAUGUAGUAUCUCGUUUGAUGUCUGCAGUAAGCUUUGGCUAUGGAAUAUUUCAGUUAUGUAUUUCAUUGCUCCCUCCUUCAUUGUUGAAGCUGAUACAUUUUUUGGGAUUUGAAGGUGAUCGUCAAGUGGGCAUCUCUGCACUUAUGUUUGCUAGACAAGGCCAUGACAUGAGGGCUCCACUUGCAUCACUUGCUCUUCUCUGGUAUCACACAAUAGUCCGUCCAUUUUUCGCACUUGAUGGCUCAAAUGUACAAGCUGGUGUAGAAGCUGCUCAGUGUUUAAUCAUGGAGUCACAGGAUGACUACGGAGAAUCUGCAUUAUUUCUUUUUUUCAAAGGGAGAGUAGAGAGGCUAAAGUCAAAUAUUGAUGGAGCUCUUGAAGCCUAUCAAGCUGCAGUUACGAGAUCACCCCAGCGAGAAAUACAGCUUCUCUGCCUGCAUGAAGUGGGCUGGUGUCACCUGAUACAGCUGGACUGGAAUAAUGCCCAUCGCUGCUUCAUGCAAUUGAAAACACGGUCUCGCUGGUCUAAAAGCUUCUACACAUACCUUGCAGCAGUCUGUGCAGGUGCAGCAGGGCGUUUGGAAGAGGCUGCUCAGUUGACAGCAGAAGCUCCUUUGCUGGCUUCCUCUGGAAACCACCGUUCAAGCUCCCAACUUGAGAUUUUCAUCAUACGACGGACGCAUCAUUUUAGUACAACUACGCCAGUAUUUGAUACUGCCUACUGCUGCCUGCUGGCAUUUGAGCUGCUCUUCUUGUGGAAUGCUUUGCCAUCUUGUGAUCAAACCCACAUUCAUCAGCUACUGGAAGACUGCCAGUCAACUACAGGCCUGGAACCAAUGACUGGUUUACGGCAUCUGGUGAUGGGUGCAGCACAGUGUUGUUUGGGACACACUGAGGAGGCUAUAGCCAACUUCCGAACUUGCUUGGCCAGACGUAAGAAUGUUGAUGUUGACAAUCUGGUGGGAGAUCAUCACAUUUCUGCCUUUGCUCUCUAUGAGCUGGGAGUGCUGCUGUGCAGGAAUCCUGAGUCAUUAGAGGAAGGCAAACUGUUGUUACAUCGAGCACAGACACAGUACAAGUCGUAUGAUUUUGAGAACAGACUGAAUGUUCGGAUUCAUGCAGCUCUCAGAAGCCUCGAAUAAUAAAGUUUUGAUUGUAUUGUAAAGAAUGAAUACGAGCACUGAAUCUGUCCAAGUAUUAGUCAUUGUAAUUUACCAUACUGAUUCACUCUCAAUGUGCUUCCGGUUUUUAUUUUGUGUUUUUUUCCACUAAAUUGUGCACAUGGGAACUAAAUCACACUUACACAUUACCAAUCUUAAAGGAAACCUGUGUACUCAGUAGUUUCAUGUUAUCAAUAUGUCAUGAAUUUUAGUAAUCUUAAAUUUCAGUGUGAAUGGUAAACUGUCUCAUGUUAAACUGAACUCCGUGUUUGUAUUUAGUAAAACUUUACAUGAAAAUGUGUUGGUCGCCUUUACAUAAACAGUCUCAUGACUAUUGACAAAUGAACUACAUAUGUUGUGGGUGCAUGAUAUCAAAACUGCUACUGUUUAUAUAUUAUGGGCCUAAAUGUGAUUUUACAUCAGAAAAUUUUGACAUAUUUUCCUUUGGAGGUAUUUAUAUUAUCCAACUUUGUAAUUCUUUUGCAUUGUAUUGUCAAAUAUUCACAUUUCAUGCCAACUAUAACUUACUACAAUGUUGACAUGUAAUUAAAAAUUGUGCAGAAUUCCAGACUUUGUGACAUUUUAACUGAGGGAAGACUUGUUUUAUUUAUUUUUUACAUAACUGUACUCUGUACUGUUGAAUGCAUUGUCACUUGAUAUGCGUUGUUUAUAAUAUUUAUCAGACAGUUUUACAGUGUUCUACGUAAUUUGGUCCCUGUUAUUGAAAUUAAAUGUUACAUCAACUAUUUAUAUCUUUUCAACAGUAUUAGUUUUUUAUUUAUUUAUAUUAGUAAGAUGAUUGAUAAUCUCUAUAUUACAUGUGACUUGUUAUCCUCAUUUACUAUUUAUAAUACUGGUUAUACAGUAACGUUUCUCUGUGCAAGAAGCAGAGUAUAUAUACUACUUUAUUCUGAAACAUUUUCAGCAGCAAAGUACAUAGCGCAAGCUCCACAUGUCUUCUGUUUUCCGUCACUACAUACAAUUAUUAGUACAGUACAUGAAAUGCAUUUGCACUUUUCCACCAUUAAAAUAGUUCCAGCAACAGUAAUGGGCACAUGUAGUGCAUAAGCAACACACUUUGCCACUGAAAAUGUCCCUUAAUAAAAUGAGGUACAUGCUUGUACAAGAAUAUAAAUUGUUGUUCCUUGUUCAGUACCAUGUAGACAUACCUGCAUAUUACCGGUGUGUUGUCAAUAAUAUUAACAUCACAAAUCUGUUACUGUUUACAACUGUGGUUGUUAUUAUAUACAAUUGUGAUAUGGUCUUUACCAAAACCAUUGUUAUUUAACAUCUUUUUCUACAAUUGACGUGUUUUUUGUAUGAUAAAAAAUGUAGGCAUCCAUUUUUUUGCACAUUUUAUGUAAUAGUCUAAUCUCUAGUCAUAUCACGGUUUCUGAGAAGAAGUACGUGUCAUUCCUGUCAUAUAUUUGUGCGUGUUAUUUAUUAUUUUUGCUAUCCUAAUUUUUAUGAUUUUACUUUAUGAAACAAAAAAAGUGAAAUGACAUUUCCUUAACUUGAUGUUCCCAUUCA